CGGGCGCACGCGAGCCGGCCCUCGGAGCUGUGAGUUGGGCGGGGCGCCGCGCUGACGUUGCCCGGGAUGCGGGCAUGUUCCGCGGCCGUCUUCGCCGCCUCCGCCUCUCCUGCCACCCGGAUUAUCUGCAAUGCUGGAAUGAAGUAACUCAAGAUGAGCAAGCUAAAAGUGGUAGGAGAGAAAAGCCUUACCAAUAGUUCUCGGGUUGUGGGACUCCUGGCUCAGCUGGAGAAGAUCAAUACGGAUUCCACAGAGUCAGAUACUGCCAGAUAUGUUACAUCCAAAAUUCUUCAUUUGGCUCAAAGUCAAGAAAAAACAAGAAGGGAAAUGACAACCAAAGGUUCUACAGGCAUGGAAGUUCUGUUGUCAACAUUGGAGAACACGAAAGAUCUUCAGACUGUACUUAAUAUCCUAAGCAUUCUCAUUGAGCUGGUGUCAUCUGGUGGGGGUCGAAGAGCGAGUUUCUUAGUUGCCAAAGGUGGUUCACAAAUACUGUUGCAACUGCUUAUGAAUGCCAGCAAAGACUCUCCUCCACAUGAGGAGGUGAUGGUGCAGACCCACUCCAUUCUUGCCAAGAUUGGGCCAAAAGAUAAGAAGUUUGGAGUGAAAGCCCGAGUUAACGGGGCACUGACUGUGACUCUGAACUUGGUAAAGCAGCACUUUCAGAACUACCGCUUGGUUCUUCCUUGUCUUCAGCUCUUGCGAGUCUAUUCUACCAACUCUGUGAACUCAGUAUCUUUAGGUAAAAAUGGAGUUGUGGAGUUGAUGUUUAAAAUCAUUGGGCCAUUCAGUAAGAAGAAUUCGGGUCUCAUGAAGGUUGCUUUAGACACUCUUGCUGCAUUGCUAAAAUCAAAGACAAACGCCAGGAGAGCGGUGGACAGAGGGUACGUUCAAGUGCUUCUAACCAUCUAUGUAGAUUGGCACCGGCACGAUAAUCGGCACAGAAACAUGCUCAUUCGGAAGGGGAUUCUACAGAGCUUAAAAAGCGUCACGAACAUCAAGUUGGGCAGAAAAGCAUUUAUUGAUGCGAAUGGGAUGAAAAUUCUGUAUAACACUUCUCAAGAGUGCUUGGCGGUCAGGACUCUUGAUCCUCUUGUCAACACAUCCAGUCUGAUAAUGAGAAAAUGCUUCCCCAAAAACCGCCUGCCGCUCCCCACCAUUAAAAGUUCUUUCCACUUCCAGUUGCCAAUUAUCCCUGUGACUGGACCUGUGGCCCAGCUCUACAGCUUGCCGCCUGAAGUGGACGACGUGGUGGACGAGAGUGACGACAACGACGACAUUGAUUUAGAAGUGGAAAAUGAACUCGAGAAUGAAGAUGACCUAGAUCAGAGUUUUAAGAAUGAUGAUAUUGAAACAGAUAUUAAUAAAUUAAGACCUCAGCAAGUACCAGGACGAACAAUAGAAGAGCUAAAAAUGUACGAGCACCUUUUCCCCGAGCUUGUUGAUGAUUUUCAGGACUAUGAACUGAUCUCAAAGGAACCCAAACCUUUUGUGUUUGAGGGGAAGGCUCGGGGCCCCAUUGUAGUUCCCACAGCUGGAGAGGAGGUACCUGGGAAUUCAGGGAGCGUAAAGAAAGGAGUGGUAAUGAAGGAGAGAGCAAGUCCUAAAGGAGAGGAAGCCAAGGAAGACACUAAGGGCCACGACAGGACAAUGCCGCAGCAGCUGGGUGGUCAGAGCCGAGCGGCCCCCUCAGCCCACAGCUUCAACAAUGAUCUUGUGAAGGCCUUAGACCGAAUCACACUGCAGAAUGUUCCUUCGCAAGUAGGCGCGGGCUUGAACGCAGGAAUGAGGAAGGACUUUGGUCUCCCGCUCACUGUCCUCUCAUGCACGAAAGCUUGUCCUCACGUGGCUAAGUGUGGAAGUUCUCUUUUUGAAGGGCGGACAGUACAUCUUGGGAAGCUGUGUUGUACUGGAGUUGAAACGGAAGAUGAUGAAGACACUGAGUCCCACUCAUCAACAGAGCAGGCCCCCUCUGUUGAAGCCUCUGACGGACCAACACUGCACGACCCAGACCUCUAUAUUGAGAUUGUGAAAAAUACGAAGUCCGUUCCAGAAUAUUCAGAGGUGGCUUAUCCUGAUUAUUUUGGACACAUUCCACCUCCCUUCAAAGAGCCUAUUUUAGAAAGGCCUUAUGGUGUACAAAGGACAAAAAUUGCCCAAGACAUUGAGAGGCUGAUACACCAGAACGAUAUCAUAGACCGAGUGGUGUAUGACUUAGAUAACCCUACCUAUACCACUCCAGAAGAAGGAGAUACUUUGAAGUUUAACUCAAAAUUUGAAUCUGGGAAUCUGCGCAAAGUAAUUCAAAUUAGAAAAAGCGAGUACGACCUUAUCCUGAACUCUGAUAUAAACAGUAACCAUUACCAUCAGUGGUUCUACUUUGAAGUCAGUGGGAUGCGGCCUGGUGUGGCAUAUAGGUUCAACAUCAUCAACUGUGAGAAGUCCAACAGUCAGUUUAAUUAUGGUAUGCAGCCACUUAUGUAUUCAGUUCAGGAAGCACUAAAUGCCAGACCAUGGUGGAUCCGUAUGGGUACUGACAUUUGUUACUACAAAAAUCACUUCUCGAGAAGUUCAGUUGCUGCAGGCGGACAGAAGGGCAAGUCCUACUACACAAUCACCUUCACUGUGAACUUCCCACACAAAGACGAUGUUUGCUAUUUCGCCUAUCAUUAUCCAUACACAUACUCGACUCUGCAGAUGCAUCUUCAAAAAUUGGAAUCGGCACACAAUCCUCAACAAAUCUAUUUUCGAAAAGACGUGUUGUGUGAAACCUUGUCUGGAAACAUCUGUCCUUUGGUGACCAUAACAGCAAUGCCAGAGUCCAAUUACUAUGAACAUAUCUGUCAGUUCAGAACUCGCCCUUAUAUUUUCUUGUCUGCUCGGGUGCAUCCUGGAGAGACUAAUGCAAGCUGGGUCAUGAAGGGAACACUGGAGUACCUCAUGAGCAAUAGCCCGACUGCCCAGAGCCUACGGGAGGCUUACAUUUUUAAAAUUGUCCCCAUGCUAAAUCCAGAUGGUGUCAUCAAUGGAAAUCACCGCUGCUCCUUAAGUGGAGAGGAUUUGAACAGACAGUGGCAAAGUCCAAACCCAGAGUUACACCCCACGAUUUAUCACGCCAAGGGGCUGCUGCAGUACCUGGCCGCGGUGAAGCGCCUACCUCUGGUUUAUUGUGAUUACCAUGGCCAUUCUCGAAAAAAGAAUGUAUUCAUGUACGGCUGCAGCAUCAAAGAGACGGUGUGGCACACCCAUGACAACGCGGCUUCCUGUGAUAUUGUGGAAGACAUGGGAUACAGGACUUUGCCUAAGAUACUGAGCCACAUUGCUCCGGCAUUUUGCAUGAGCAGUUGUAGCUUUGUGGUCGAAAAAUCUAAAGAAUCCACAGCUCGGGUUGUUGUGUGGCGGGAAAUUGGAGUUCAGAGGAGCUACACCAUGGAGAGUACUUUAUGUGGCUGCGAUCAGGGUAGAUACAAGGGUUUACAGAUUGGGACUCGAGAAUUGGAAGAGAUGGGAGCAAAAUUUUGUGUUGGUUUAUUGCGUUUGAAACGACUGACUUCUUCAUUGGAAUAUAAUCUGCCCUCCAACCUGCUUGACUUUGAAAAUGACUUAAUUGAAUCAAGCUGUAAAGUGACUAGGACACGUGGCAGCUCUGAACUCCAGCUUUUCCCUGCAGUCCUUUGAACUUGCUGGCGCUCUGAGGACUCCUGCCCCUGGCAGCUGCCUGCCUUGCCCUGCCUCCCACUGGACUUGGCCCCGCACUUCCCCUUGCUGAGCUUGCUUUGUAUCCUUUCACUGCAAUGAGCCAUGAGUGUGAGCUCUGCUGUGCGCACUCCCCUCAGCCCACUGCUCAGGGGCUUUUGGGGUGCCCUGUUUGCCCAUUGGAGUUUCUGUUAUGUUUGGUUAUCACAGAAGUGGAGUGAUUUGCUGAGACUAAUCGGAGCUAGAUCGUAUUGUACAAUUGUAGCUCAGAACUGCCCAAGGUCAUGGUUUGAUGGUUCUGACCGAAGGUCUCUAAACCCCACAGUCUCCAUUGCACCUGAUGUCCUCUGAGUGCACAAGUGACACUCACUCUGCUUGCAGUGUUGUGCCUCCGUGAGGACGCAAUGACAGUGACCUGGCCAUCGGUACUCUCCUGGGAGGACUGGCUCAGGGCCAUUUAAUAGCUACAGCUUCACGCCUCUUGCCGCCAGUCAGACAUUAGCAAUUCCUUUCUCUUUUUCCAAAUAGAUAUUCUUUGGUUAGCUGUAUUGUAUAGUAGCUUAGCCUACCUCCUCUUCUGUGUGUGCAUGUGCUUGCAUGUGCUUGCAUGUAAGUCUCUAUACAAUAGUGAUUUCAGAACGACACACAAGUAUUCCUAUGAAAGGAAAGGUGGUUUUGAGUAUGUGAAGUGAUAUCUGUGACGGCUCUUCCUAAGUUAUAAAGUACACAGAGCACAUACGGAAUCUCAAUAAAAGAAAAUGAAUUGCUGUGAUUGGC
Molecule: messenger RNA, 4473 nt
Organism: Mus caroli (Ryukyu mouse)
Lineage: Eukaryota; Metazoa; Chordata; Mammalia; Rodentia; Muridae
Source: RefSeq, a predicted model, not a curated record